UCAAGCAAGAUGGAGACCGGACUGAGUAGCGGAAAAUCGACCCCCAAAAUGCCUCCCAAAAGACAAGUUUUGGGGAUCCGAGUGUCGAGCGACUCAAACAAGGGGGGUAGGGAUUACAUGGAAGAUAUGGUUUCUAUACGAUAUGAGCGAAGAGAAGAUAAUGAUAUUGCAUUUUUUGGUGUUUUUGACGGGCAUGGUGGGCGGGAAGCUGCGGUGUUUGCACGCGACAUGUUGUGGGAUUUCAUCAAAGAACAACGUGGAUUUGAGUCGAAAGACCCGGCCAAGGUUAAACAAGCCAUCAAAGAAGGGUUCCUAAAAACACAGGAGGCUAUGUGGAAGAAAAGAGGUAACUGGAAUCGGACUAAGUCAGGCUAUCCAAGUACAGCUGGUACCACAGCCUGUAUUGCCAUCAUCAGAGGGAGACACAUGUAUGUGGCUCACGUUGGGGACUCUCGUGCGGUGCUUGGCGUCAACACCCACACUUCACGCUUUCUCAAAGCUCGGGCAGUUACCAUCGACCAUAAACCGGAAUCUCCAAAGGAGGUGAAGAGGAUAGAAGCAAUCGGAGGACAGGUGCUCGCCAAGAAUGGUGUACAGAGGGUGGUGUGGGAACGCACGAAGCUGAGUCAUACUGGACCGGUCAGAAGAAGCACUAAUGUGGAUAAGAUUCCAUUUCUAGCAGUUGCAAGAUCAUUAGGUGAUCUAUGGAGUUACAGCACGCUACACGAUGACUACGUUGUGUCGCCAUCGCCAGAUAUUAGUCAUCACAUUCUUAACCCUAAGGUUCACAAGUGCCUGGUUCUAGGAAGCGAUGGCCUCUGGAACAUGCUCAGCUCUAGCGAAUCAAUCUACAUCAUCUCCUUGUAUAACUUCGAAAAGAGCAGGGGUGAGAAGAUGCGAGAAACAAUCUCUCAACGUCUGGUGAAGAAUUCGAUUAAUAGAUGGGUAAAUCGCUCUCUGCGAGCAGACAACACUACAGCCAUAACACUCGUCUUUGACUUCCCUAGAGAAAAACCUAAACCAACAGACACUGAAAAGAGUGGAAGUCCUUCAACAACUAAGGAGAGCAGUCCAACGAAAGCAAAGAAGGAGAGCAGUCCAACGAAAGCAAAGGAGGAGAGCAGUCCAACGAAAGCCAACAAGGAGAGCAGUCCAACGAAAGCCAACAAGGAGAGCAGUCCAACGAAAGCCAACAAGGAGAGCAGUCCAACGAAAGCCAACAAGGAGAGCAGUCCAACGAAAGCCAACAAGGAGAGCAGUCCAACGAAAGCCAACAAGGUGAGCAGUCCAUCGAAAGCCAACAAGGUGAGCAGUCCAACAACGGCCACAGAGGAGGACUGUAAAGAGGAGGACUCUGACGAGGAAGACUCUGACGAAGAGGACUCUGACGAGGAAGUUGACGAGGAAGCUAAAGCGUGUCAAACACCCCGCACAGAUAUGAGUACUCCUGAAAUCUCAAAGGAGGCAGAGCCAGUCGAGGAUGAGGGCACAAUACUACGUUUGAAAGGCGAGACAGACUUUCUCGGCCUUCAAGGUUUCGGGACCUUCCGCCCGAAGCUGAAGCGUACAAAUGCCUACAGAGACUUCACCUUCCGCUUCUGGUACCCAGAGCUUACGGAAGAGGAUGUAACAACCAAAGCGUUCUGGGCGAGAAAUAGAAAGCGAAGAGUUGAGGAACCCAUUUGGGAGGAUGACGGGGAGUGGGAGGAAUGGAGAGCAGACCAAAGAGAGCAUAGAAUAGAAGUCUGUGGGGAGUCGUACAUCAAUUUCCCAUACAGCCAAGUAAAAGAAGGUAAUAGGUUCAAACCUCACAAGUACACGUCACAUCCAUCUCCUUGGGUUACCCCUCCAGAGGUUGAGAAAAAUUGCAGCUGUUUUGAGUGCAGGAAUGAUUAUCCUGAUUUUUGUACAGGAUGGACACAGAAGAGAAGGAAAACAUCAGCCAUUUGGCAUGAGCCUGACGAGACUCCAACCUCAAAUGGCCAAAGCUCUUCUUCUUCUUCGUUUACUAAUUCUAACGGGUAUGAGAAGCGUAAGGUUGCGAAGAAGCCUGUAACUCCCGUAAAGCAAAAGAUCUACAAUACGCGUAACUCUUUGAUAGAACCGGAGGUACCCCUAGCGCAAAGAGCUCUAAGAAGCCUGAAUAAGAAAGCGUCGGAGUCGCCAAAAGGCAAGAAAUCUCUCUCGCCCACCAAGAGAACGCUCAUCACGCCAGUCAGAAAAAGUAGAAAUGGUAGAUUGAGAUCGGCAAGGCUUCUUAAAACGUGCUAGAAUUGGCACAUGUUAAGGAGUUAAUACGGAGAUUAAAUCAGUACAUAGGGAUUGUUUUUACUGCCAACAUUUUCCCCUUUUUUAACUAAAAUUUUAACAAAUUCUGUACUUUUUUUCUUCUUUUUUUUGCUCUGCUCGGGGUUGAUUUUUUUUAUACAGUCCAUUAUCUACAGACUAUACAACUUUGGACCACUCCAUCAAUCAGAAAUUAUUCUAGUUGUUUAUUGGGAGGUUUUCAACAAGUGUUAAAUUUGAGUGACGAUUUAGAAAUGCCGCACAACUUAUUUUAUUGACUGAAACAUUGACCAAAAACAAGCAAUAUUUACAUGUAUAAAUAAUAGUAAUAAAUCUUUUGAUAGGGGUGGAUAUUCAUUCAGUUUUAGUUUUCUAGUUAAUGUACGUCUUCGAUCAGGAAAAAAAUCACUUGGGUUUUCACAGUUGGUUUUACCAUGGAGAAGGGGGUCCUUUCUAUGGUGUAACCCACAAUCCUUUGGAUGAUUCAUACACCAAUGCUAUUGGUUGAUUUUGAGGCCAAGCAAACCAUGAUCAUGGGUGCCUUUUGGCGGUCGUAACCAAUAACUGUUUCGGUUGAAUUGGCCAUUUGUCAAUCAUUGACCAAACGGUUGUUGGUUACGACCGCCAACACCCCUAGUGUAAAACACGCUGGCUGAUGGAACAAGUAAGGCCUACAGCUGUAGCUAGAUGCGCGCGUCUGCCUAUACUUCAACACUGACAGACGCGCUAAUCUAGCCGUAGCUUUAGCCAAAAGUUGCCGUUUCGAAGUUUACCUUAUGAACCUCAAGGGUCCAAACUCUGUCAUGUCACACCAAGAGGAUGUUCCCCUGAUUUCAAUAUUAUUCUAAUGGCCUCCAAAGCCUAGAUUUCUCCACAAAGUUUGCUAAUGCUUCCUGUAGCUGUUAAUAGGCAUGAUAUUCUUCCUUAUUCUGAUUUCUGAAUUUUUCUAACCUUGGAAAAUCAGAAAAAUUGUUAUAAAAUAGCCUGAAAAGUCUUCUAAAGCCUGGUACAGGUAGGUUAACACUUGUAAUCAAUACAACUUUACUACUCUUUUGCAAGGGUCAGAUAUCAUGGCUGUGAAAAAAAACACAGCCUCUCCUUUGUUACAAUUAAUAGUAUGUCUUUAAACCUUUAAUCUUCCACUGCACAAUGUGUAUCAAAUGGCCUGUCAAUUUCAUUUUUACUUUUUAAAAAUACACAUUGUCACUUUUAACAGAGUUCAUAGCUUUUAUAACUUCCUGAGGGAUUGGUUCAUGACAUUUUCUUCUUAAAAAAUUGAUCUGGACACUGCUCUUCUAAGGGCUAAACAAUUGUUCUUACCAGAAGAAGGUUACCAGCCAUAACAACAUUUUAUGUACCGUUUGCAACUGAUAUUUUUGAAAAUUUUCACUCAAAGCACUACUUUCUGUUUAAUAAUAGCAAAAACCAUUUCUAUAUAGCGCAUAUCACCGUGAGGUCCCUAUGCGCUAUAAAAGGAAAUAAACAAUUAUUGUACAAAGUAAACAGAUAUGUUUUUAUCCGGGUUUUGAAUUGUUCUGAUGUCUCAGCCUGUUUGACAACCUCUGAAGACUGUUCCAACUAAACUGCUGCAUAUUGGAAAGAGCGGGAACCGUACGACUUGGUUUUGAUAACUGGGGGAGUCGGAAGGGAUUUAUUU
This is a messenger RNA of Asterias rubens (European starfish), 3943 nucleotides long. Its product is annotated as probable protein phosphatase 2C 71. The coding region runs from base 10 to 2271 and encodes 753 amino acids. The record is from RefSeq and is a predicted model, not a curated record. Gene Ontology annotation, cellular component: cytosol; nucleus. Gene Ontology annotation, biological process: protein dephosphorylation. Gene Ontology annotation, molecular function: cation binding; protein serine/threonine phosphatase activity; mitogen-activated protein kinase binding. The transcript is spliced from 4 exons. Lineage: Eukaryota; Metazoa; Echinodermata; Asteroidea; Forcipulatida; Asteriidae.